Delphinapterus leucas (beluga whale) is the source of this 610-nucleotide messenger RNA. Lineage: Eukaryota; Metazoa; Chordata; Mammalia; Artiodactyla; Monodontidae. The record is from RefSeq and is a predicted model, not a curated record.
CCUUUGCAUCAGGCCCAGGUUGAGCAUAAAGGAGGGUCCUGCGUGCUGGGAGGAGGCCGACUUGGGGACCAUGGAGACCCAGAGGGCCAGCCUCACCCUGGGGCGGCGGUCACUGUGGCUACCGCUGCUGGGACUAGUGGUGCCCUCGGCCAGCGCCCAGGCCCUCAGCUACAAGGAGGCUGUGAUUCGUGCUUUGGAUCAGCUCAACGAGCAGUCCUCAGAAGCUAAUCCCUAUCGCCUCCUGGAGCUGGACCUGCCUCCCAAGACCGAUCAGGACCCAGACACCCUGAAGCCUGUGAGCUUCACAGUGAAGGAGACCGUGUGCCCCAGGACGACCCAGCAGCCCCCGGAGCAGUGUGACUUCAAGGAGAAUGGGCUGGUGAAACAGUGUGUGGGGACAGUCACCCUGGACCAGUCCAAGGACCAAUUUGACAUAAACUGUAAUGAGGCCCAGAGUGUCAGGAUUACAAAGCUACCAUGGGCGCCACCACAGCCUACGCAAAGAUGUCGCAUAAUAGUGUUAAGAGUGUGCAGGUAAUCAGCACAUCAAGGCUUUGCAUCAUGAGACAGAGAAGAGUCCUAAUCGUAUGCUUAUUCUGGCUCAGGCUAC